Molecule: messenger RNA, 7252 nt
Organism: Camelus dromedarius (Arabian camel)
Lineage: Eukaryota; Metazoa; Chordata; Mammalia; Artiodactyla; Camelidae
Gene: PRDM2
Product: PR/SET domain 2
Exons: 10
Coding region: 143-5260 (1705 amino acids)
Biological process (GO): regulation of transcription by RNA polymerase II
Cellular component (GO): nucleus
Molecular function (GO): histone methyltransferase activity; RNA polymerase II transcription regulatory region sequence-specific DNA binding; DNA-binding transcription factor activity, RNA polymerase II-specific
Source: RefSeq, a predicted model, not a curated record
CCGGUGCGGGCGGAGCGGCGGCGGCGGCUCGGGCGGCGGCUCUCGGAGCUCUGAGGCGCGGGGCGCGGCGGGCGCAGGGCUCAUGUAAUCAAAGAAGUUUCUUUGUUGUGUGUAUCUUUUCAGAACACAACAGGAAUUGAAAAUGAAUCAGAGCACAGCUGAGCCUGUGGCGGCCGCUGAGAGCCUGGCGGAGGUACCCGAACAUGUGCUUCGAGGCCUUCCGGAGGAAGUGAGGCUUUUCCCAUCUGCUGUUGACAAGACUCGCAUUGGUGUCUGGGCCACUAAACCAAUUUUAAAAGGCAAAAAGUUUGGGCCAUUUGUUGGUGAUAAGAAAAAGAGAUCUCAGGUUAAGAAUAAUGUAUACAUGUGGGAGGUCUACUACCCGAAUCUGGGGUGGAUGUGCAUUGACGCCACCGAUCCUGAGAAGGGGAACUGGCUGCGAUAUGUGAACUGGGCCUGCUCGGGGGAAGAGCAGAAUCUGUUUCCACUGGAAAUCAACAGGGCCAUUUACUAUAAAACGUUAAAGCCAAUCGCGCCGGGCGAGGAGCUCCUGGUCUGGUACAAUGGGGAAGACAACCCCGAGAUAGCAGCUGCGAUUGAGGAAGAGCGAGCCAGCGCCCGGAGCAAGCGGAGCUCCCCGAAAAGCAGGAAAGGGAAGAAAAAAUCCCAGGAAAAUAAAAACAAAGCAAACAAAACUGAAGACAUACUGCUGAAGACAAGUGAGCCAGAUUCUACUCUUGCAAAUAUGAGAGAUUCUGUGGAAGGUCCCAAAGACGAAGACGAGAAGCCUUCAGCUGCCACCACCGAGCAGCCAGCCGAGCCUCAGGAGGCGGUGAGUCAGGAGGUGCUUCCGGAGCUUGGCACCCCUCCCCCGGCCUGCGAGCCACCGACAGACCCGGACGUGAAGCCAGAGGCAGCAAGUUGUGAGGCCAACGAUGUGGAGGAGGAGGAGGAGGAGGAGGAGGAGGAGGAGGAGCUGGAGGACGAGGGGGACGAAGCUGCCGUGGUGCCAGAUGCAAGUCCCGUGAAAGAGCCAGAGAUACGGUGUGACGAGAAGCCGGAAGAUUUAUUAGAAGAACCGAAAUCUAUUUCGAAAGAAGUUCUUGAAGACUCUCCAGAGGUGACACCUGUUAUCAAAAUUCCCAAAGCUAAAGAGGAGGCCAAUGGUGAUGUGUUUGAAACAUUCCUGUUUCCAUGUCAGCAUUGUGAGAGGAAGUUCACGACCAAACAGGGGCUGGAACGCCACAUGCACAUCCACAUAUCUACCAUCAACCACGCCUUCAAGUGCAAGUACUGCGGGAAAGCGUUCGGCACCCAGAUCAACCGGCGGCGGCACGAGCGGCGCCACGAGGCGGGGUUAAAGCGGAAGCCCAGCCUGCCACUGCCGCCCGCAGAGGACGCGGCCGACGGCCGGGCAGCCGGGGACGCCGUCCCCGCCAAAGAGGACGCCACCCCACCCGGUCUUGGGCCAGACUGUCUGAUCGUGAACUCAGAGAAAGCGUCCCAAGAAACGGUGGAUUCUUCUGUUGCAGAGGAGAGCGGAGAGGCGAAAGAGCUUCACCCCUGCAAAUACUGUAAGAAAGUUUUUGGAGCUCACACCAACAUGAGGCGGCAUCAGCGCAGGGUUCACGAACGCCACCUCAUUCCCAAAGGUGUGCGGCGAAAAGGAGGCCUCCCGGAUGAGCCGCAGCCCCCGGCCGAGCGGGCCGCCCCAGCCCAGAGUGUCUACGUCCCCAGCACGGAGCCAGAGGAGGAGGGGGAGGCCGACGACGUGUACAUCAUGGAUAUCUCUAGCAAUAUCUCUGAAAACUUAAACUACUACAUCGACGGUAAAAUCCAGACCAGCAGCAGCACCAGUAACUGUGACGUCAUUGAGGUGGAGCCCGGCUCGGCGGACUUGUAUGGUAUCAACUGCCUGCUCACUCCGGUUACGGUGGAGAUCACUCAGAGCAUAAAGGCCACGCGGGUCCCGGUGACUGACGAGCUCCCUAAAGAGCCUUCCAGCAGCACGAACAGUGAGUCCAAGAAGCGGAGAACAGCCAGUCCUCCCGUGUUACCCAAAAUUAAAGCUGAAACCGAGUCCGACCCCGCAGCGCCCUCUUGUUCCUUGAGUCUGCCUCUCAGCAUAUCAACGACAGAGGCGGUGUCUUUCCACAAAGAGAAGAGUGUGUAUUUGUCAUCGAAGCUCAAGCAGCUCCUCCAAACCCAGGAUAAGCUCACUCCUCCCGCAGGGAUUUCGGCCCCUGACAUACCUAAAUUGGGGCCUGUGUGCGUGUCCGCUCCUGCCUCGAUGCUGCCUGUGACCUCGAGCAGGUUUAAGAGGCGGACCAGCUCUCCUCCCAGCUCUCCACAGCACAGUCCUGCCCUCCGGGACUUUGGAAAGCCAGGUGAUGGGAAGGCCAUGUGGACCGAGGCAGUUCUGAGUUCCAAAAAACCCAAAUUAGAAAAUCAUAGCAACUCACCAGCAUGGAGUUUGUCUGGGAGAGAUGAGAGAGAAGCCGGGAGCCCGCCAGGCUUUGAUGAGUAUAAAGUGUCUAAAGAGUGGGCAGCUAGCUCUACUUUUAGUAACGUGUGCAACCAGCAGCCGCUGGAUUUAUCGAGCGGCGUGAAACAGAAGGCCGAGGGUACGGGCAAGACUCCGGUCCAGUGGGAAUCUGUGUUAGAUCUCAGCGUGCAUAAAAAGCCUUGUAGCGACUCUGAAGGCAAGGAAUUCAAAGAAAAUCAUUUGGUGCCACCAGCCUGCAGUGCUGUGAAGAAAAAGAAACCAACCACCUGCAUGCUGCAGAGGGUUCUUCUCAAUGAGUACAAUGGCGUCGACGUGCCUGUAGAAAGUGCCCCCGAGGCGACCAGGAGCCCGAGUCCCUGUAAAUCCCUCGACCCCCAACCGGAUGCUGACCUUGCUCCCGACCCUGGUUUAUCUGCCCCUGCUGUCGGGUGCCCACCUGACGUCUCUCCUUCGUCACCUGCCCUGCAGACGCCUUCCCUUUCUUCCGGGCAGCUGCCUCCUCUCUUGACCCCCACAAAUCCCUCCUCCCCUCCACCCUGUCCUCCUGUGUUAACCGUUGCCACACCACCCCCUCCACUGCUUCCUACUGUACCUCUCCCAGCCCCCUCGUCCGGGGCAUCCCCUCGUCCCUGUCCCUCUCCACUCUCGAAUGCCACUGCACAGUCCCCUCUUCCAAUUCUCUCCCCGACGGUGUCUCCCUCGCCGUCUCCUGUUCCUUCCGUGGAGCCCCUAAUGUCUGCUGCUUCGCCGGGGCCUCCGACACUCUCUUCGUCUUCCUCCUCGUCGUCUUCAUCUUCCUUCUCCUCUUCAUCCUCCUCCUCUUCCCCUUCCCCACCUCCUCUCUCAGCAGUGUCAUCCGUUGUUUCCUCUGGGGAUAAUCUGGAAGCCUCUCUCCCCAUGAUAUCCUUCAAACAGGAGGAAUUAGAGAAUGAAGAUCUGAAGGCCAGGGAGGAAGCCCAGCCCGCCACUGAGCGGGAUGUUGUCCAGGAAACAUUCAACAAAAACUUCGUCUGCAACGUCUGUGAAUCGCCUUUUCUUUCCAUUAAAGAUCUAACCAAACAUUUAUCCGUUCAUGCUGAAGAAUGGCCCUUGAAAUGUGAAUUUUGUGUGCAGCUCUUUAAGGCGAAAACUGAUUUGUCAGAACAUCGCUUUCUGCUUCAUGGAGUUGGGAAUAUCUUUGUGUGUUCGGUUUGUAAAAAAGAAUUUGCUUUUUUGUGCAAUUUGCAGCAGCACCAGCGAGAUCUCCACCCAGAUAAGGUGUGCACACACCACGAAUUUGAAAGUGGCACCCUGAGGCCCCAGAACUUUACUGAUCCCAGCAAAGCCCACGUAGAGCAUAUGCAGAGCUUGCCAGAAGAUCCUUUAGAGACGUCUAAAGAGGAAGAGGAGUUAAACGACUCUUCCGAAGAGCUUUACACAACCAUAAAAAUAAUGGCUUCUGGAAUAAAGACGAAAGAUCCGGAUGUUCGAUUGGGUCUCAAUCAGCAUUAUCCAAGCUUUAAACCACCUCCAUUUCAGUACCAUCACCGAAACCCCCUGGGCAUUGGUGUGACAGCCACAAAUUUCACUACACACAAUAUCCCACAGACUUUUACAACCGCCAUUCGCUGCACCAAGUGUGGGAAAGGUGUGGACAACAUGCCCGAGCUCCACAAACACAUCCUGGCAUGUGCUUCCGCUAGUGACAAGAAGAGGUAUACCCCGAAGAAAAAUCCGGUGCCCCUGAAACAGACUGUGCAACCCAAAAACGGUGUGGUGGUUUUGGACAACUCUGGGAAAAAUGCCUUCAGACGGAUGGGACAGCCCAAAAGACUGAACUUCAGUGUUGAGCUCAGCAAAAUGUCCUCAAAUAAGCUCAAGUUAAACGCGUUGAAGAAAAAAAACCAGCUCGUCCAGAAAGCCAUCCUUCAAAAGAACAAAUCUGCGAAGCAGAAGGCCGACCUAAAGAACGCUCCGGAGUCGUCCUCGCACAUCUGCCCGUACUGCAACAGGGAGUUCACGUACAUCGGGAGCCUGAACAAGCACGCCGCCUUCAGCUGUCCCAAAAAGCCUCUUUCUCCUUCCAAAAAAAAAGUUGCCCACUCGUCCAAGAAAGGCGGACACCCCUCCCCUGCAAGUAGUGACAGAAGCAGCAGCCACCGCAGACGGACGGCGGACACGGAGAUCAAGAUGCAGAGCACACAGGCGCCUUUGGGCAAGACCAGAGCCCGCAGCUCGGGCCCCGCACAGGUCCCCCUGCCCUCCUCUUCCUUCAGGUCCAAGCAGAAUGUUACAUUUGCAGCUUCGGUCAAGUCCAAAAAACCAAGCUCCUCUUUAAGGAACUCGAGCCCAAUCCGAAUGGCCAGAGUGACUCACGGCGAGGGCAAGAAACCCAAAGCCACGGCCAAGACGCGGGCGGCUCAGCUCCCGGGCAGGGCGUCGCGGAGCCUGCACGCGAGGGCGCAGAAGAGCAGGGCUGUCUUACAGAGCAAAGCCGCCUUGGCCAGUAAGAAAAGAACAGACCGCUUCAGUGUCAAAUCUAGAGAGCGGAGCGGGGGGCCCAUCACCCGAAGCCUGCAGCUGGCAGCUGCUGCCGACCCGAGUGAAAGCAGAAGGGAGGACAGCAGUGGCAAGCAGGAGCUGAAGGACCUCAGCUACAGUCUCCGCCUGGCGUCCCGGUGUCCGCCGCCAGCCGCCCCCUACAUCACCAGGCAGUGUAGGAAUGUCAAGGCCACAGCUGCAGCCCCGCUCCAGGGAUCCCUCUUCAAAGAGUAGACGCUUCGCCUGCUCCCCGACAGCACCUGAAGUGACCUGGAAGCAGUGAAGCCAAAGGGACUGGCCUUCUGCCCCGGAGGGAGCGCCGACCUAUUCCAGAUCCAUGAGCCUGCAAGAGGGCAGGAGAGAGCGCGUGUGUGUGCGUGUGUGCGUGCGCGUGUGCGGUCUGCGGACGAGGGCCCUGGGCCCCGGGGAGGCAGGGAGGCAGCUGACUCCACCCUGUGGAUGACACUUGGGUGCCGCCCCGGGACUGUGUUCUGCAGCUCAGCCUUCCUGCUGGGAUGGGGCCCCUCCUACUAUGCAAUUUUUCAAGAGCUCCUUGAUCCUGCUUUUUUUUUUUUUUUUUUUGCUUCUCCAGUUGUCUUCUGCCUCAGCGGGGACCUGGGCCUGGGCCUGGGCCUGGCCCCAGGGUCAGCUCCAGCCCUGCCGAGGAAGGCCUUUGGAGGAGGCCAAGUUCCCCUUCCAGCCAGCCCUGCCCCCGCCUUCCCUCUCCCCCAGCGUCUCUGGGAACCCUUAGCGUGUAGACACAUUGGAGCCUUGCUGACCAUCCCCCCUUGGCCCACGCACUUGGAAAACUGCCGUCUUUGCCUGAGCAAUCUGAGCCACUGGCUCCUGAGUGUUCUCCAGAUUUGCCAUUCUCGGCAGUCCCCAGCCUCUGGGAGCAAGUCCUCAACUCCAUUUAUAGAUCAGGCUCCUUCCUCCCGUGGGAGAGGCCGGGGCUGGGAUGCUGUGGGGGCCAGGGGGAGAGCUCCCCAUGUGCUUCUUGGCCUCGCUUGGAGGGACCAUCAACACCUUUAGUAUCGGAGCUUCUCAGAUUGGCUGAAAAGGGAAACAAACUAACAAAACUUGGGAAAUGAAAAAUAAAUGGGAGGAUUCAAAAGCCUAGGCGGGGAGAGAAAGUGAUUUCCAGAGGCUGUCCAUCACCUGCCAGGGAGCGAUGGAGUUGGCUCCAUCUCUGGUGGAACAGUCCAUGUCUCGGAGAAACGGGUGAGCUGAGCUAGGAGUUUGGACCCAGUUCAGUGAGGGUCUUGGGUUUUGUGCCUUUGGGGCAGACCCCAGACAAGGAUGUCUGAGACCACUGUGGCGCGGUUUUCUCGGCCCCAUUUUCAGUGGGGCUACAUACAUCAGACUGAAAGUGGAAGGAGGGGACUCUGAAGACUGCACACGAGUGGUCAUGCAAAAAACAAACAAAAAAAGGGACUUUUUUUCAGGGCUACUAUGGUUGAUCUUGCAACUCUGUAAAUAUGUACGUAGACACUUUUAAAAGCACGUAUUUAUGUCCCUGACUGUAAAUGCCCCCUUUUUAAAGUUUUAUAACUUGUGUUAUUUAAUUAAUCAGUCGAUUGGCUGCAGUGUGGGGUCUGAUAAUGGUCCCGGACAGAGAAAGGUCUCAUGAGAUCCUCACAUGGGCAGAAGAAUGCUGACUGGUGGCCCGCGUUACAGGUUUCCUAUUUCCCACCCAGCUAAAAACCGUGGUGUGUCUUAAAGUCUCGCAAACUGGACUCCUUCGGCCCGCUCCUCAAAUGAACCCUCACAAGCAUGAAACCCCGUGGCUGUUCAUUGUCCCAACGAUACGCUCUCGCCCCGUCAGCAUCGACACUCGCGACCUGCACCCCAGCCUCUCAAUUCAUGAGGGCUUUCCUUUCAGCUGCGAGGAAGGCCCACGAACCCAAAGCCUGGAAAGUCACCGGAUUCAGCCAGUGGCGAAUUCUGGACAAUGCGGCGGGGGGCCCGGGGGACACUCAUUUUUUUUUGCAUGUGUGAACAUGCUGGUUGGCCUCCGACACUCUCAAGACUGUCAGGAACACUAUCAUGAAUGUUCCCAUCAGGAAAAGAGUUGGGGCGUGGGUUUUAUUUUUAAAGAGCGGUGUCUCCCGGUCAGUGAUGGUCUUGGAGCGUGGGUCUGGAUUGAGGAAGAGGAAAGUUCUAUGUCUGCCAUGUGAAGAAGAUGGACAAUAAAAGUGUGGGGCGCGGUGGAGAGGAACAUUUUGG